Budorcas taxicolor (takin) is the source of this 2818-nucleotide messenger RNA. It is a transcript of the gene RARB, whose product is annotated as retinoic acid receptor beta. Gene Ontology annotation, cellular component: nucleus; transcription regulator complex. The record is from RefSeq and is a predicted model, not a curated record. Gene Ontology annotation, biological process: cellular response to corticotropin-releasing hormone stimulus; regulation of transcription by RNA polymerase II; retinoic acid receptor signaling pathway. Bases 253 to 1599 code for a protein of 448 amino acids. NCBI's taxonomy places the organism in Eukaryota, Metazoa, Chordata, Mammalia, Artiodactyla, Bovidae. Gene Ontology annotation, molecular function: nuclear receptor activity; RNA polymerase II cis-regulatory region sequence-specific DNA binding; nuclear glucocorticoid receptor binding. The transcript is spliced from 8 exons.
UUUCUGGGAACCCCCCGCCCCGGCUGGAUUGGCCGAGCAAGCCUGGAAAAUGGUAAAUGAUCAUUUGGAUCAAUUACAGGCUUUUAGCUGGCUUGUCUGUCAUAAUUCAUGAUUCGAGGCUGGGAAAAAGACCAACAGCCUACGUGCCAAAAAGGGGGCAGAGUUUGAUGGAGUUGGGUGGACUUUUCUAUGCCAUUUGCCUCCACACCUAGAGGAUAAGCACUUUUGCAGACAUUCGGUGCAGGGGAGAUCAUGUUUGACUGUAUGGAUGUCCUGUCAGUGAGUCCUGGGCGAAUCCUGGAUUUCUACACUGCGAGCCCGUCUUCCUGCAUGCUCCAGGAGAAGGCUCUCAAAGCAUGCUUCAGUGGAUUGACCCAAACCGAAUGGCAGCAUCGGCACACUGCUCAAUCGAUUGAGACCCAGAGCACCAGCUCCGAGGAACUGGUCCCAAGCCCCCCAUCUCCGCUUCCGCCGCCCCGCGUGUACAAGCCCUGCUUCGUCUGCCAGGACAAGUCGUCCGGCUACCACUAUGGGGUCAGCGCCUGCGAGGGGUGUAAGGGCUUUUUCCGCAGAAGUAUUCAGAAGAACAUGAUUUACACUUGUCACCGAGAUAAGAAUUGUGUUAUUAAUAAAGUCACCAGGAAUCGAUGCCAGUACUGUCGACUCCAGAAGUGCUUUGAAGUGGGGAUGUCCAAAGAAUCGGUCAGGAAUGACAGAAACAAGAAGAAGAAGGAGCCUUCGAAGCAGGAGUGCACGGAGAGCUACGAGAUGACGGCAGAGCUGGACGACCUCACCGAGAAGAUCCGCAAGGCUCACCAAGAAACCUUCCCCUCGCUCUGCCAGCUGGGCAAGUACACCACGAAUUCCAGCGCUGACCAUCGAGUCCGGCUGGACCUGGGCCUCUGGGACAAAUUCAGUGAACUGGCCACCAAGUGCAUUAUUAAGAUCGUGGAGUUUGCCAAACGCCUGCCAGGUUUCACCGGCCUGACCAUCGCAGACCAGAUCACCCUGCUGAAGGCCGCCUGCCUCGACAUCCUGAUUCUCAGAAUCUGCACCAGGUACACCCCAGAGCAAGACACUAUGACGUUUUCGGAUGGCCUGACCCUGAAUCGAACCCAGAUGCACAACGCCGGCUUUGGCCCUCUGACCGACCUGGUGUUCACCUUCGCCGGCCAGCUCCUGCCGCUGGAGAUGGACGACGCGGAGACGGGCCUUCUCAGCGCCAUCUGCCUGAUCUGUGGAGACCGUCAGGACCUUGAAGAACCAACAAAAGUAGAUAAGCUACAAGAACCACUGCUGGAAGCACUAAAGAUUUACAUCAGAAAGAGACGGCCCAGCAAGCCUCACAUGUUCCCAAAGAUCCUGAUGAAGAUCACAGACCUCCGCAGCAUCAGCGCGAAAGGUGCAGAGCGUGUAAUUACCUUGAAGAUGGAAAUCCCUGGCUCGAUGCCGCCGCUCAUUCAGGAAAUGCUGGAGAACUCUGAAGGGCACGAGCCCUUGACCCCCAGCUCCAGCGGGCACACGGCGGAGCCCAGCCCCAGCGUCUCCCCCAGCUCCGUGGAGCACAGCGGCGUCGGCCAGUCCCCACUGCUGCAGUGAGACACUUUCUGGCUACUCCAACAUUCCCCAGAACCUUCACUCCUGGGAUUUAAAAUGCAAGAAACAUUUUUACUGCUGCUUAGUUUUUGGACUGAAAAUAUAUUAAAACUCAAGAAGGACCAAGAAGUUUUCGUAUGUAUCAACAUAUACCCCUCGCUGUCUAACUUACCUAGAAGUACAAACUUUUUAAAUUCUAAAAAUCAGCCAUUUCAUGCAACCCCAAGCUAGUUAAAAGCCUCUAUUUUCCCGUUUGAACACUCAAGACUGCAUGGCAAAGACCCAGCCAGCUCGGUUCACCCUGGUCGCGUUUCCGGAGACUCUGUACAUACAGCAGUGCGGCUCUGCGCUCCCACGCGUCCGCGGCUCUUUCAUGUCCACACUCCAGGUCACCAAGACCGCGGUCGCGGAGCAGAUUACUGUGCGUGUCCGGUUGAGAGAGGGUCGAAAGGAUGCGUAUUUUGCUUUCACAGAACAAUCAAGACAUCCAGGUAAGGCAGCGGAGUAUUGAAGUGUGACGAGAUAAGGCUAAAGAUACUCUAAUUCAGUUAGUGUAGACGCUUGUCCUUGCUCUUCGGAUGCUCUCAAGCCGCGUCUUUUAUUUCCUGUCGCCCAGUAAAUGUAUACAGGUCCACUGUGCUGGCAGGAGAGCGUUCUCUAUCGGUGUAACUGCCAGCUCAGUUACCAAAUGCCAUUUGUUCAGUUGUUGAUGUCACUUUAAAUUAAAAAUGGUUUAUUACUUGUUUAAUGACAUAACUACACAAUUUUUUUUAAAGAUACAUUUUUACAGUGAUGAUAGCCUCCAAGGCAGCAACACUGUUCAGUGUUAAUACGUUUUUGUUUACCUGUUCACAAGCCAUUACGGAGCUUUCAUGGGAUGACGAUGGGCUGGUCUGCCACCUGUACCAGGUAACUCUGUGUCCUGAGAGGUAGGGGCUGACCCCCCCACCCCACCCCCACCCCCCACAAAGUCAUGGGCAGAGAGUCUGCAUCCUCGGGCCCGGUUCAGUCACUAUGAAGUGGGAUGGAGUGGUUAACAGAUACAAGUGUCAGUUUCUUAGUUCUCAUUUAAGCACUAGUGGAUUUUUUUUGGAUAUAUUAGCAAGUCUGUGAUGUGCUUUCACUGGCUGUUUGUACAUUGAGAUCGUAUAACAGUGCUUUCUAUGUUCAUAUACUGUUUACCUUUUUCCAUGGAGUCUCCUGGCAAAGAAUAAAGUAUAUU